UAUCUUACCACCCAUUUGAAAGGAUCUCAUUUUUAUUGAUCUUUAGCAAAGACCCAUAAAAAUUAGAGAAUUUUUUAAAAAAUAUUCAUUUCAGGGGUUGGUGAAUCUUCACAUAUAUAUAUAUAUAUACACAUGAUAUAGAUAUAUAGAUACAAAAUUCAACUAGAAGAAGAAUUGAAAGAUGGGUUCAUAUGGAAUGUUAGCAAAGAGGGUUGUGCUUACUGAAACACCUGUUAUGGUUCAGAUACAAGAAUUGCUUAGAGGUGUCAAAGGUGCUAUCUCCCUAGCUCAGGGUGUUGUGUACUGGCAACCACCCAAAUCAGCAUUAGAGAAAGUGCAAGACCUUGUAUGGGAACCUUCAAUCAGUCGAUAUGGUGCAGAUGAAGGUCUUCCAGAGCUUAGGGAGGCAUUGACUAAGAAGUUGCAAGAUGAAAAUAAGUUAUGCAAAUCCUCAGUGAUGGUUACUGCAGGUGCAAAUCAGGCAUUUGUGAAUAUUGUUCUUACACUUUGUGAUGCUGGGGAUUCUGUUGUUAUGUUUGCGCCAUACUACUUCAACGCAUAUAUGUCAUUCCAGAUGACAGGUGUCACUGACAUUCUAGUUGGUCCCGGUGAUCCAAAGACACUUCAUCCAGAUGCAGAUUGGCUAGAAAGAACUUUGCGGGAAACCAAACCAACACCUAAGCUUGUUACAGUUGUUAAUCCCGGCAACCCAUCUGGAACUUACAUCCCAGAACCCCUUCUGAAGAAAAUAUCAGAUAUCUGCAAAAAUGCUGGAUGCUGGCUUGUUGUAGAUAACACAUACGAGUACUUUAUGUAUGAUGGUCUGAAGCACUCUUGUAUUGAAGGAAAUCACAUUGUCAACAUUUUUUCUUUCUCUAAGGCUUACGGGAUGAUGGGUUGGCGAGUUGGAUAUAUAGCAUUUCCUUCAGAGGUUGAAGGUUUUGCAUCACAACUCCUUAAAAUCCAGGAUAACAUACCCAUAUGUGCUUCAAUAAUAUCACAAAGACUAGCACUUCACUCGAUGGAAGUGGGUUCACAAUGGGUCAAAAAUCAAGUUAAAGAUCUUGUCAAAAACCGUGAACUUCUUAUUGAUGCGUUAUCACCAUUAGGGGAGGGUGCGAUCAAAGGUGGAGAAGGGGCCAUAUACCUUUGGGCUAAGUUACCUGAGAAGUUCACAGAUGCCUUUGAAGUGGUCCGUUGGCUUGCUAAUAAGCAUGGUGUGGUUCUAAUCCCUGGUGGCCCGUGUGGGUGUCCUGGUCAUCUUAGGAUCUCAUUUGGUGGUCUGAUGGAGAAAGAAUGCCGACUUGCAUCUGAGAGGUUGAAGAAAGGGUUAGAAGAACUGGUGAAGGACGGAAUGGUUUGACUCUGAUCUAUAUAGCGGUCUCUAAAGUGUUAUUGAAAUUGAAGAUAUACAAGUUUAAAAGAUUUAAUUUUACAAUAAGUGAAAGCAAUAGGGCUGAAACCUAAAGGUUUUUUUUUUUUUGAGUGGAUUUGUAUCCAUCAUGUCUUGAAGAUCAACUUAUAUCUCAUCAACUAUUGAUUGAUCAUAUGAAUACAAUGCGUUGUGGUUCACA
Messenger RNA from Erigeron canadensis, 1574 nucleotides. RefSeq names its product aromatic aminotransferase ISS1. NCBI's taxonomy places the organism in Eukaryota, Viridiplantae, Streptophyta, Magnoliopsida, Asterales, Asteraceae. Gene Ontology annotation, molecular function: catalytic activity; pyridoxal phosphate binding. Gene Ontology annotation, biological process: biosynthetic process. The transcript is spliced from 9 exons. Bases 182 to 1363 code for a protein of 393 amino acids. The record is from RefSeq and is a predicted model, not a curated record.